AUGACUCAUACUAACGGGAGCACUAACCAGCCUAAUGACUUUAACGACAGCGUCCCAAUUCCCGCCGAUUUUUCCGCUGGUAACGGCGUUAGCCCCGCGACGCAAGCGCGGCGGCGUUUCAUAGAGGACAAGGGCGCGGGGGACAACGUGGCGGCAGAGCGGGCGGAGAUGCUUGCGCGCGUUCUUGCGCCGAGCGGUGACUGCCUUCCGCGGAUCAAGCUCGGCGCGGCCGGGGGCGCGGGGGAAGCUUCAGCGGGGUGGGUGGGAGCGGAGGGAGCCUCGCGCGCGAACACGACGCAGCCAAUCAGACGAGCCCAGCGGCGAACUCUCACUCCUAACGGCGGCGAGUCGUCGUUCCCGUUGUCUGUCGCCUCUGCGACCACCUUCGUCGCCGCGUGCGUCGUCGCUGCUGGCGCGGCCUUCGCACGGCACAAGUCGCUACCCGCUCCGCCUGCUGCCUCUGUCUCAGCGAUGGUGGCGCCUGCCAGUCUGCCAGUCAAGGAUCAGGUGCUGGGCCACUAUGCGGUGGAGGAAGCACCGCAAUCGGAUCUGCGCCCCGUGCUGGGUGAUGGCAGUGUGCAGCUGCGCACAGCAGCAGCGCGCUCGUUCCUGUCAAUGCAGGACGCUGCCAGGCGGGAUGGCAUCUUCCUCACGCCGCUCUCCGGGUUCCGGUCAGUGCGGGACCAGCAGUCGGUGUUCUACGGAGUGAAGGCAGCGCGCAACCAGAACAUCAGGCAGCGAGCCAAGUUGUCGGCCCCACCAGGCUUCAGUGAGCAUCACACGGGCUAUGCACUUGACAUUGGGGAUGCCAACUCGCCUGCCACACAUCUUGAGUUUGAUUUUGAAAACACCGAAGCGUUCUAUUGGCUUCAAAAGAAUGCCAAUAGGUUUCACUUCGAGUUGUCCUUUCCACCUGAUAAUAGAAGGGGAAUCAUUCUUCGUUACCUCCAAGCUAAGCCGCUCUCAAUUAUGGCCUCCCUGGUCUGCUUCCCGUUCAAGGAGGAAGACGUCACCGUCGCCGUUCGGAACGUCGAAAUUGCAGCGUCGCACCCGUCAGUCUCCGCCGUUCUCGGCGUGGGAUACUCCAAGGGCGAGACAUGGCACGCCAUCGAAACAGCCGCGCCGGGAAUCGAGAAGCGCACGGGUAAGCGCGUCAUCCUGCGCCUGCAGCGCCGGAUAGGCAUGAAUCUGCGCGGCGGCAAGGGCGACGGCAUGAACACGGCGCUGCAAUUCUUCGUCGAGCACCGCGAGUUCGAGCGGCUCCAUUUCUACGACGCCGAUAUCACCUCCUUCUCCGGCGAGUGGAUUUCCAAAUCCGAGAAGCAAGCGGACCUUAACUUCGACAUCGUGCGGCACUACUUCCCGCGCUCCUCCACCGACGCCAUGAUCACGUGGCUCGUCACCAAGAUCGGAUUCGCGCUGCUCUGGCCAAACUCGGUGCUUCCGCACAUCGAGCAGCCGCUCGGCGGGGAGCUGCUGCUGACGCGGCGCGCGGCGGAGGUGCUGGUGGCGGACCACCGCGUGCGCACGCAGAGCGACUGGGGCAUCGACACGCUGUACACGUUCGUGACGGCGCAGGCGGGGCUGCGCGUGGCGGAGGUGUACGUGCCCGAGGGCAAGAUGCACGCGCUCUACGGCGGCCUGCGCGACCUGCGCACCAUGCUCAUCGAGUGCUUCUCCGCCGUGCAGUCGCUGAAAACGGAGAGCCUCAACGACGAGGGCAACCCCGUGAUUCACCGCGUGGAGUUCGCGCGGCCCGUGCCGGAGGCGGUGCGCAGCAAGGUGGGGUACGACGUGGAGAAGACGCUCAAGCUGCUCAAGGAGCCGCUCACGCCGCGCAUGAAGGACCUCCUCAACCAGUACUUCGACCCCGCGCUCGCCAAGGGGUUGAUAAUGGCGACGGAGUGGCCGACGUGGUCGUUCUGCGACGAGGAGGCGUGGGUGGCGGCGUACAUUCGCUUCCUCGACCACUUCGAGAAGGGCGACGCGGACUGGGAGGAGCUGCUCUUCCGCGUCUGGGUCGCGCGCGUGCUCAACCACACCAUCCGGAACGUGAUGCGCGGGUACGACGUGGCGCUCGGCGCGUUGCGCGAGCUGGUUACCGAGACGCAGCAGCGGUCGGCGGGGCAGCUGCGCGCGGAGGCGAGCAACCCCAUGACGCUAGCGUCGGGGCACACGGCGCUGGAGGCCAAGCAGGACGCGGACGCGUCGUGGACGCUCAUGCAGGCCGACUCGGAUGCCGUCGCCGCCGUCAACGUGCCCAUCGUGUAA
Messenger RNA from Closterium sp. Yama58-4, 2271 nucleotides. The record is from the annotation of a GenBank genome assembly. NCBI's taxonomy places the organism in Eukaryota, Viridiplantae, Streptophyta, Zygnematophyceae, Desmidiales, Closteriaceae.